This is a messenger RNA of Penicillium lagena, 1893 nucleotides long. Its product is annotated as putative phenol monooxygenase. Gene Ontology annotation, molecular function: FAD binding. Lineage: Eukaryota; Fungi; Ascomycota; Eurotiomycetes; Eurotiales; Aspergillaceae. The coding region runs from base 1 to 1893 and encodes 630 amino acids. The record is from RefSeq and is a predicted model, not a curated record. The transcript is spliced from 5 exons.
AUGCCCGUGUUCACCGAGUACUCGGCUGCGUCCCGGGAGCUGCGCGUACUCCCUCACAAAUUCGAGGUUGUAAUUGCAGGUGCUGGUCCGGCUGGUCUGAUGCUCGAGCUUCUUUUGUCACGAUAUGGCCUGGAUGACGAAGCGUUGUUAUGCGUCGACGCGAAGCCGACGACACUGAAAUCGGGCCAGGCCGAUGGUCUACAGCCUCGCACCCUGGAGACACUGAAGUCUUUGGGUCUAGCAGAUGAGAUUCUCUGCGAAGGCUGUCAAAUGUGGCAGGUCGCAUUUUGGAACCCUUCCGACAACAAGGACAAGAUUAUCGAACGCACUUCAAUUGUGCCUGACGUUGCUGUUCCGGCCCGCUACCCACAUGAAGUCACCAUCCACCAAGGUCGAAUCGAGCGAAUUCUGGAAACAGAUCUUUUGCGCUACUCAAAACGCGGUGUUCAGCGGAAUACGAAGCUCCUUGAUGUCAAGAUUGAUGAGACAGGUGACGCCGAAUUCCCAGUGGUUGCUGAAAUCGAAACAAAUGGUCAAAAGCGUACCGUGCGCACGAAGUAUUUGGUUGGUGCCGAUGGUGCCCAUUCAGUUGUUCGUCGAUGUAUGGGGCUGAAGCUAGAGGGCGAGUCGAGUGACCAUAUUUGGGGUGUCGUCGACUUGGUUGUUGACACAGACUUUCCCGAUAUCCGUCGCCGAUGCGCCAUUCACUCACCAUCCGGCUCUGUGAUGAUCAUCCCUCGUGAACGUAUAGCUACCGGGGACUAUCUCACGCGGCUUUACGUGCAAGUUCCAGGAGAUGUCAAGCCAGACAGUGACUUACAGCCAAUUAAUGGUACGGGGGCGGCGUCUGUGUCGGAUGCAAGGGCUCGUCGUGGCCAAGUCACUGAGAAGACCAUCUUUGAAAAUGCUGCCGCUGCAUUCAAGCCAUACUACAUCCGCCCCAAGAAUGAUGGAGCGGUAGAUUGGUGGGCAGCUUAUCAGAUUGGCCAACGAGUAACGAAUAAGUUCUCAGUGAAGGAUUCGGCUGAGAUUAACCGAGUUUUCAUUGCUGGUGACGGUCAAGGGAUGAACGUUUCUAUGAUGGAUUCAUACAAUCUGGCUUGGAAACUGAUCUAUUCCAUCAAUGGUCUAACACCGCAUAGUGAAGCUCAACCCGACGACAUUCUUGACACAUAUCACACUGAAAGGCACACCAUAGCUCAAGAGCUGAUUGAGUUUGACCGUGCAUUUUCAUCCAUGUUCUCGGGCAAAAUUGGUGCCUCCGAAGACGGUGCUGGUGGCCUAACGCAUGAAGAAUUUCUCAAGGUAUUCAGUAGAGGCAACGGGUUUACCAGCGGCUGCGGUAUUGAGUACCCGGAAAAUACGACAGUGAAUCGCACGCUGAAUGAGGAUAACAAUCCGAUCCAUGGCACUGAUUAUCUGUCUGGUGUUCUGCGACCAGGACGGAGACUGCUCAACGUACGCCUCAUUCGACAUGCGGACGGCUACCGACGCGAUCUUCAGGAUGACUUUCCUUCCACCGGCCGUUUCCGCAUUCUUUGCCUCACAUCUUCAGACCUGCUCGACCCGCAGGGUGUCUCUGCACAGACAUUGACACAGCUGUCACAGCUAAUCGGUCGCUUUCCGCAAUCAUUAGUUGAACAGGUAGCCAUUCACCCGCGUUUGCCAAAAGAAUUCAUGUGGAACGACCUUCCAUCCGAGCUGAAGUUGCGCUCUGAAAUGUCCUUUUACAGCGGUUACGAGAUGGACGAUGUAUACGGAACCUAUGGCGUGAAACCGGAGAAAGGAGCUGUGGCAGUCAUUCGGCCUGAUGGAUAUGUUGGAGUAGUCGCCGAAUUGGCUGAUGUGAGACGAGUUGCAGCCUUUCUGGAAAAAUGUAUUCAAACGAUCUAA